Eimeria acervulina is the source of this 831-nucleotide messenger RNA. RefSeq lists its product as hypothetical. The transcript has 11 exons. NCBI's taxonomy places the organism in Eukaryota, Apicomplexa, Conoidasida, Eucoccidiorida, Eimeriidae. The coding region runs from base 1 to 831 and encodes 276 amino acids. The record is from RefSeq and is a predicted model, not a curated record.
AUGCUGGAGGAAGGCUGUAUAGCGUUCAGCGUAUACUGCCUCACAGCUGGUGCGGAUAAAUGCAAGAUGAGGCGCAACACCGGGUUCAACACUGCAUUGGAUUUGGCAUCUGUAGCGCUGUUCAAUGAGUGGCGGGUAUUGAGUGUUGCGUUUGAGAAAGCGAUGGGCUGGUGUGCGUGCGUGUUGGGGGUGGCUGGAUACUAUGUGCUGGUUCAUGCUGGGGUGUAUAGCGUUCAGCGUAUAUUGCCACACACAGCUGGCUGUGUAGCGUUCGGCUUGUAUUGCCACGCAGGAAGUGCGGAUAAAUGCAAGAUGAGGCUUAGCUGCGUGUUAAACAGUGCAUUGGAUUUGGCAGCUGCAGCGUUGCGUAUGGCGUGGGGGGCGAGGGCAUUUAGUGUUGCGUGUGAGGACGCGAUGCGCUGGUGUCCGUGCGCGUUGAUGGUGGCUGGAUACUCUGCAGCGAUGCGCAUUGAGCGCGGGUGGGGGUAUCCAGGGGUGCGUUUGAGGAAGCGAUGCGCUGGUGUGGGCGGUGCGGAUAAAUGCAUAAUCAGGCUUAGCUGCGUGUUAAACAGUGCAUUGGAUUUGGCAGCUGCAGCGUUUUGCAUUGACUGGGGGCUGGGGGUAUUUAGUGGUGCGUUUGAGGGAGCGAUGGGCUGGUGUGCUUGCACGGGAAUGACGGCUGGAGACUGCUUGCCGGUUCAUGGGCAAGAGGGGCAGCUAAUGUUGGUGGAAGGUCAGGGGUUGUGUAUGUGGAGCGAUGUGUCAAUUUGUGUGAGCAGGUAUUUAGUGGUGCGUUUGAGGAAGCGAUGCGCUGGCGCGGAUGCGCGCUAA